This is a messenger RNA of Sclerotinia sclerotiorum 1980 UF-70, 162 nucleotides long. RefSeq lists its product with no specific name. The record is from RefSeq and is a predicted model, not a curated record. Lineage: Eukaryota; Fungi; Ascomycota; Leotiomycetes; Helotiales; Sclerotiniaceae. The coding region runs from base 1 to 162 and encodes 53 amino acids. The transcript has a single exon.
AUGUUUGAGGACUUUCGUGUAUUAAGCAGAGGCCGAUUGAAUGCUCAAGUUCAGAAGGAAAAGGAAAGAUUUAGACCAAUGACUGCUCAGGGAGACAUUGCUGGGACGCAUGAGGAUACUAGAAAUAGGUGGAGACUGGCUAGCAAAUCAUCUGACGAUUAG